AUGCUCACAAAUCUAUUUGUUUCUUCUCUUGUACUGUGUACAAGUCUACUCAUCAAUGCCACUCCAAUUUACAAAAGGGAUGUAGGACCAUUGUUUGGUCCUUCGGGUAUACCUUCUCCUGAUGAUAUUGAGCAGCACCACCUCGAUUGCGGAUACGUCGCAUCUAUCAUGACACUCGCAGAUCGAGCUCCGCUAUACGUCAAAUCUCUAAUAACAUUUGAUGAAGGAGCAGGUUUCAAUUCGAUAGAACAAGUAACAUCGACAUGUUGGACUUUACCUAAAGAUGAAGAAGGUGUUAAAUCUGAAAUUAGGAAAACUCAGUUGAACGUUGGGGAUGUGAGACAUCGUAAUGAUUCAAAGACUGAUAUCUGGUGGCCAGGAGCGUUAUACCAAGCGCCAAUUCAUCAAGGUAUAGUAACCGAUCCAAGGGGUGAAGGGGGUAUGCCAUCCCUCGCACCGGGAGUAGCAAUGACGAUGAUCACUGGUAAACGAGCUGAGGGAAAGGAACCUAAAGAUUUAGAAGAUUUCUGGCAAAUUAUACUAAAAGUUAAUGAAAGUCCUAUGGUACUUCAGACCAAAGCCGAGGGAUGUACUACCCUUUGGGGUGCACAUGCCUAUGCUAUUACCAAAGCGACUGAAAAUACUCCAGGAGAUAGAAUGGUCGAUUUGAUCAAUACCAAUGGAGAGAGAGAACACUUAAAAGCCCAACAGGUAUUUGACGAUACAGUGUUAUUGGUCAAUUGGGUAGAUUAUCCUUCGUUCGUAGAUGAAAGAGCACCAUAG
Molecule: messenger RNA, 783 nt
Organism: Kwoniella botswanensis
Lineage: Eukaryota; Fungi; Basidiomycota; Tremellomycetes; Tremellales; Cryptococcaceae
Exons: 5
Coding region: 1-783 (260 amino acids)
Source: RefSeq, a predicted model, not a curated record